UUUCUACUAAUCUUCUUCUCUUUCCUCGCUUCUUCCUGCUUUAAUCAUUCUUCUCUCACUAUAUAUUCUCUCCCCAAAUCCCACCUCCACUCUCAUCCAUUCAUACCCUUUCCCCAUUUCCUCUCUAACCCCAAAAAUGGCUUCUCCUCCAUUUUCAUCACUGCCAUUGCUCGCAUUCUUCUUGCUUUUGGCUUCUUCAGCCCUUGCAGGGACGAUUUUAGAAGGACUUCUAGCAAAUGGGAACUUUGAGGAAUCACCAGCAAAAACCAACUUAAAGAAAACAGUAAUAGUAGGCAAAGAUUCUCUGCCAAGCUGGGAAAUCAAUGGCUUGGUUGAGUACAUCUCAGGUGGACCUCAACCCGGAGGGAUGUUCUUCCCUGUAGCUCACGGUGUCCAUGCUGUAAGACUCGGCAAUGAAGCUUCAAUCUCUCAGAGCAUAAAAGUGAAAAAGGGAUCACUUUAUGCUCUAACAUUUGGAGCUUCAAGAACAUGUGCACAAGAUGAAGUUUUGUCUGUGUUGGUGCCUCCCCAGAAUGGAAGUUUGCCUCUACAAACUCUUUACAGCAGCAAUGGAGGUGAUGUCUAUGCCUUCGGAUUUGUUGCUCGGUCGGAUUUGGUUAAGGUGACGUUCCACAAUCCUGGAGUUCAGGAAGACCCUGCUUGUGGACCUCUGUUGGAUGCUGUUGCCAUCAAAGAGCUCGCUCCUCCAUUGCCAACAAGAGAUAACUUGGUCAGAAAUCCGAGCUUCGAGGUUGGUCCUCAUCGGUUGGUGAAUUCCACCAAUGGAGUUCUUCUUCCUCCAAGACAAGAAGACCUUACAUCUCCACUCCCAGGCUGGAUCAUAGAGUCCCUCAAGGCGGUAAAGUUCAUUGAUUCUAAGCAUUUCAAUGUUCCUGUUGGACUUGCAGCAAUCGAGCUCGUUGCAGGUAGAGAAAGUGCAGUUGCUCAAAUUAUCAGAACCAUCCCUGACAAAGUCUACUCUCUAACGUUCAAAGUUGGCGACGCCAAGAACGGAUGCCAUGGAUCAAUGAUGGUGGAAGCAUUUGCUGCUAAAGACACCGUCAAAGUUCCUUUCGAGUCUCAAGGAAAAGGCCUUUACAAAGCUGCCAUUCUGAAGUUCAAAGCAAUCUCACCUAGGACCAGAAUCACAUUCUUCAGUUCAUACUACCACACUAGAACAGAUGACUUUGGAUCCCUGUGUGGUCCUGUGCUUGACGAUGUUCGUGUUGUUCCUACUUAUUAGAGAUAUUAUUUGCAAUGUCCCUGGCUCGGUAUUGAGUAUUGAUUCUUAAAAACGUAGACGUUGCAACGGCUGCUUGAUCUAUACCCUUCUUUUGUAAUUAACACCUUUGAUGAGGCUAGCUGUGUUCUUGAACUCUUUGCAAUUUUCUUGUCUCAGGAAGUUUUUACUGGUUUUCUUGUAGUUUAUUUCAUACUAUCAAUGAUCCUAGUUUGAAUGUUGGUCAUUAAUAUUUAUAAAGUUAUAUAUUUCUCUCUAAUAAUGGAGAGGGAAUAGUAAGAUUUCAUGAUAUAAACUCACUCUUUAGAGAUCAAUUUUA
Molecule: messenger RNA, 1559 nt
Organism: Benincasa hispida (wax gourd)
Lineage: Eukaryota; Viridiplantae; Streptophyta; Magnoliopsida; Cucurbitales; Cucurbitaceae
Product: protein TEEBE
Cellular component (GO): cell wall; plasma membrane
Source: RefSeq, a predicted model, not a curated record